CAUUCCUGACAAAUAAGUUAACAUUUGCGUACAAAUGUUUUCAAAAAUCCUGCCAUCUCCGACUAUAAAAAUAUUGAAAAUUCUGAGUAUGGUUUUCAAGAAUCGGCAACCCUGUUUCAGCGAGUACGGUAGUGUCUGUGCGUUGGAGGAUGACGUGGCUGUUAACUGGACUACUCACCUGUUUACCUCUCCUCCCCGACACCACGCGCCGCGUUUCCCGCCUGUCCUCAGAAACUUAAUCUCACUCUGUGUUCCAGGGACAAAGGAGGAAUUUUCUGAGUAAUUCAUUUCAAGGAGCGGAGAUGUCUGCAGGGAAACAGAGAGAAAUAGAUAUAAGUUUGACGAACGUAUACGGGACACGAUUUGAAUAUAGCAAAAUUUAGGAAAAUAACAUGUCGGGAGUUACUUGUUGAGGGAAAAAAAGAAAAAUCAUCAGAAUUUAGAAGAAGAAUUCAGAAAAGUGACUGCAAAGUACAGCUCAGAAAGCUGUCCAAUGGAAUAGUACAAGAAAGUUUUGCCAAACAGUUAUAACCGAACCUGCCGUCUCAACGUUCACAUUUUCAUAUCUUGGAAAACACCAGCAGGACAGUUUACUACGAAGUCAUUAUCGUAAAAUAGGUGCUAUAGAUGUACAGUAUGGUGUUGGAUGUAUUGUCGCACCUUCAAACUGGUCGCCUAUGUAUUUCAAAUGGAUUACACGCAUGACUCUUGGGAGCUCUUGGGAACGUGGAGGUAGCAACAGUGACGUCACUACACGUCACAGCAGUAUGACAGACAACGUUUAUCAUAUAUCAUAUAUAUAUAAAGCAUUGGAUAUUCCAGUACUUCGUGAAGACGUGUCAGUGAUUCAUAUAUAAGAACUGGGAACAACGACUACCAAUAGGCCUUUCUAGUUAACCAAGCCCACGUUUGGUAGGUUAAGAAUAAGAGGCGAUACAUUAAAUAUUCAGGAAGAGUUAUAAAUGUAUAGAAACAGUAACGCCGUACCAUUGUAGGAGAUAUAAAAAGCAGUGCUUCAUUAGAUAGACGGCAUAAAUCAAAGUGAAACCAACCAAGACAGUUCACCAAAGAGAUCAAACAGUGAACAAUCUAUGGCUCACAAGAAAAUAUAGAUAUUAUGUCACACUGAGCCACCUCAAAAUGGAAAAUAUUAGCUUCUACAUAAACGACACACGGGAAGAGUAUAGCUGUUACUCACAAUAUAUCUACAGACCUAUUGGUCCUUAUGACAACCACAUAGAGUACCAGACCAGCCAGUGGCUGAAUAAGGUCGUUCCGCCAAUAUUGCUAAUUCUGGGAACAAUAGGAAAUGUCACAUCAUUUUUUGUUUUACGGAGACCUUUCAUGUUAAGGACUUGGACGGGUUUCUUUUUGCGAGCUUUAGCGGUCUCGGAUACAGUCGCCCUGUGGCUAGGACUAUCACGACAUAUGAUCAGGGUUUACGACGGCGGUUACGACAUCAGGAACUUACAUGACGCUGUCUGUAAACUACAACGCUUUACUUUAUAUACAUUCUUAGAUUUAUCAGCGUGGCUAUUGGUUGGUUUGACGGUUGGAAGGUACAUUUCAACUUGCCACAUUUUCAAGUCUCACCGCUACUGCACAACCAAGCGAGCCAAAAUUGCGUUAGCGGUGACAAUCGGAUGUGCCGUGGCGAAGAAUUUGCACGUCUUCUGGACCGUGACGUUGAACUAUAACAACAAACAACAACUCUUGUGUAACCACUUCUGCGAUUCUGAAUACUUUUAUUUUUGGAAGAAAGUCUUGCCUUGGGUGGUGUUUUGCGUCUACGCUGGGGGGCCAUUCACGUUUAUGAUGAUUUUGAAUAUAUUAAUUAUAAGAGCGUUGCAGAAGUCUUCCAAAUUUCAGGGUGUUGCUUGUAGGCCAGUCAUCAAAACCCCAGGUACUUGCAGCAAAAGCUAUUAUUUCACAUCUACUAGUGGAUCACGUAAAAAUUCCCUGUCUCCGAAGCAAACGCCUCUUUUAACGCGGGUGACGAGGGACCAGUCACCUGCGUUGGAACGCAAAGUGGAGGAAAUCUUGUCCAAGUCCCUCAAUGGUGCGAAGGAAUGUAACAGAAAUAAGUUGUUACCUACAGGGGGAGGGUGUCAUUCUCCGCCUAACGGCCUCUCUCCCGCCCAUACCCCCACGGGAUCUCGGAGACCGUCACAUAUCAUUGAGGACAUUAUCAGAAAACACAGGGAGAGCAAAGAUUCCAACAACCACAAAGACUUCCGGUCGAAGUCUACCACCAUUAUGCUUCUCGUAGUGACGUUCAGUUUUCUUUUAUUAGCGAGUCCGAGUUUUAUCAAUUUGAUUGUAGAGCCAUAUUGGAAUGCAAAUAUAGCAACGCCGAAGGAACAAGCUGUCCAGAAACUGGUUUCUACAGUCGUGUUGUUAUUGACCUAUAUCAACCAUUCUAUCAAUUUUUUGUUGUACUGCGUAAGCGGGAAGCGGUUCCGAUGUGAACUUCUGCGCAUGUGGAGAUGCAUCCCCGAAAACGUUCCUGUUCACUCCACCCACUGCCACAGCAGGGACAGCCUACACAGACUCCAUCUAGACACCGAAAUGAACGCUGGAAGAGGAAGUCCUCAGAGAAGUCCUCAUAGAAGUCCUCAUUUGAAUCGUAAAGCCGCAAAUCACUUAGACAAUUUAGACAAAAUAAGCGUCGUUUAGGUCAUAAAUGUUAUGAAAAAAUCACGCACGUUUUAGUCUAGGACCUAAAUUAUCUUCUAUCCUAGUUUUAGUCAAAUAAUGACUCUAUUUUAACUUUGAUAGUCAGAAAGAGGUCACAUUUAUAAUAUUGUAUAUUUUUUAGGCGUGGCUCCACAUAUAAUAUAAUAGGACAUUCUACUGUACGUAAUGUUCUAGUCAACUAUGGCUGUAUACCUUUAACUACUCACUUUUUUCGUCGUAGUGUUGGACCAAAUACACUGAGAACAGAAUAUACCGGGUAAUAAUAUCAUCAUUCAAUCGAACCGUUAUUCUACCUGCUAUGCUUAUAAUCCAUUUCGGUACUAGAGUAUUUUGGGUCAUCCCCUUGUUUCUCGACCAAAGAGAAAGUUACACGUGCGGUUGAAAUGGUUUCUGUCGUAAGCGUAGGCCUGCAUAAUGUCUCUCCGUAUGCAUACAAAUGUACUUUAUGUGGCUGUUGUCUGUUUUCUGUUUAAAGUGUUUAAUAUUUAAUUGUUGUACGAUAGUAUUAUUGUUUUUUACUUUUUUUUGUCUGCGCACAACUGCACGUUUGACGUAAAAAGAGCCAGCGAAAGAAAAAGAUGGCAAAGUUGCGUAAAAAGAACAAACAGUAAAAUUAGCUUUCGUCGAAUUUAAAUUGUCUUAAUACUUUUCAUCGAUAUAAAUUUAAAUAUUUAUCAACACGAAGUAUUCUGCCAUUACAAUAUUGUCUUCUACGUACAGUCCGAUUCUACACAAUGUAUGAUGCACGCACAUCAGGUGUAUCGUGCGACGGGUCCAGUAUUAAGCAUUUGUUUCAGCGUAUUAAUCAAAACAUGACUUAACAUAACUUUUUGAUCAAUUUAUGGUUAAUAUAUUCCCACCACUUGUAAAAUUUGCAGUUAACACUUUUCUAUGUCAUGUUGUAAAUUAUAUUUGUUCGGAACAUCUUAAAGCCGAAGAGGUUUUGUUGUAACGUAUGUUCCGUCAUAAACCGACCAAAAUCUACAUGUGAAUCAGC
This is a messenger RNA of Lingula anatina, 3694 nucleotides long. RefSeq names its product cholecystokinin receptor type A. Gene Ontology annotation, cellular component: membrane. Lineage: Eukaryota; Metazoa; Brachiopoda; Lingulata; Lingulida; Lingulidae. Gene Ontology annotation, biological process: G protein-coupled receptor signaling pathway. Gene Ontology annotation, molecular function: G protein-coupled receptor activity. The record is from RefSeq and is a predicted model, not a curated record.